AUGAUGUUGAGACUUGAGAGGCAAGACGAGAGGAAUGAAGCUGAAGAUGGAGGUCCUCUAGUGCUAGGAUCAAGCAGCUCAAUGAAAAUUCGUGAUCGCUGGUUCCUUCAAUCAUGGAGGAUAAUAUUUGGAGUGUCGUGUGUGAUUGCAGUAGCAUUGGAUCCUUUGUUCUUUUACGUUCCUGUGAUCAAUGAAGAUAAGAAGUGCAUUGGGAUAGACAAAAAGUUGAGAGCCAUAUCUCUUAUUUUGCGCUCUGUUACCGAUAUCAUUGGCAUUAUAAAUAUUAUUUUGCAAUUUCAUGAUGAGUAUACCCAUGUAGACGAGACCUCGGGAAAGGUAGUUAAAGAUUUUCGGAAAAAAGCGAAGACUUAUCUGUGGCCAUACUUCGUAAUUGACAUUCUCGUUAUUCUUCCCUUCCCGCAAGUGAUAAUUUUAAUUAUUUUUCGACAACUGGAAGGCUCAAAAUCUUUGAAUAAAAGAAAGUUGUUGACUUUCUUUGUUCUCUUCCAAUAUGUGCCAAGAGUUAUUCAAAUCUUCCAAUCCUGGAAAGAUCCUAAGAAGAGAGUCGACAAAUCAUCUGAAACCCCCAAACGAGUUAAAGCGGCAUUCAAUUUCUUUCUCUACAUCAUUUCCAGUCAUGUAUUGGGAGCCUUUUGGUAUUUUCUUUCUAUUGAAAGGGAGACUGCUUGCUGGCACAGAGCCUGUGAAAUUCAUACAGGAUGUAUCGAAAGUUCUUUCAAAUGUGAUGACAGGCUUCACAGUUUAGGAAAUUACACAUUUCUAAAUGACGUUUGCCCAAUAAAUCCACCAGAUAAAACGCGCUUUGAUUUUGGAAUAUUUCUUGGAGCCCUUCAGUCUGGUGUAGUGCAGUCCAAAAAUUUCUCAGAAAAAUUCUUUCACUGUUUCUGGUGGGGCUUACAAAAUCUAAGUUCUCUUGGUCAAAACCUCGAAACAAGUAACUAUGUCUGGGAAAAAUGCUUUGCAGUUCUCAUUUCUCUCUUUGGCUUGUUAUUGUUUACAUAUUUCAUUGGAAAUUUGCAGCUAUACAUGCAGCUGGACUCUUCAAAAUCGGAGGAAGCAAAAAAGAAGAGGGAGGAGAAGGAGGAAAGAAUGGAGAUGGAGAUGAAGGAGAAAAAACGAACAAUAGAAAUAUGGAUGUUCAAAUACAGGCUUCCUGGAGAAAUGAAAAGACAGAUUAUGCAGAACGCAAUGCAGAUUUUGAAAAAAAACAAAAGCCUUGUUCAUGUGGAGAACCUGUUACGUCAGCUCCCUGAAGGACUAAGCAAUUCUGUAAAACGCCACAUCUACUUAGAUCUACUAAAAAAAGUGCCGGCGCUUCAAAAUAUGGAUGAGCAACUGUUGCUAAAGAUAUGCGACUCUCUCAGGCCAGUCUACUACAAUGAGCAGAGCUACAUUGUUCGGGAGAGAGACCCAGUUGAUGCGACGAUCUUCAUCACUGAUGGUGUUGCAUGGAGCUAUUCAACUAGUAAUAAUGGUGAAGCAAUCAGUGGCUCCUCUUCACUCGCUGAGCGUCUUGAAAAAGGUGACUUCUUCGGUGGAGAACUUAUUGAAUUCGUGUUGAAAAACCCAUCCUUGCCCAAACUCGCCAUUUCUCCAAGAACCGUCAAAACCCAUGGACCAAUUGAAGGCUUUGCUCUAAUGGCCGAGGACUUGAAGAAUAUUGUCACUAAGAACUGGAAGUGUGUUGGCAAAGGGCAGUUGGAACCCUUCGCAGCUCAUGUGGUGCAAGCAGCUUGGCGCAGGCAUCAUGAAAAGUCCUCACAGGGCGGCAGAUAAUUGCUCGUGCGAGAUUUCCAUUUAUCAUGCAUGUUGUGUAAGGAAUUCUCACCCGGGUCUUUCAGAGAUUGUAAUUGACUAGCUAGUUGUUUAGAGUAUUGAAUGAAGGCUAGAGUAGGAAAAAUAAAAAUCUUCUAAUUUAAGCAGGUGUUGAUGUA
Quercus robur (English oak) is the source of this 1955-nucleotide messenger RNA. Its product is annotated as cyclic nucleotide-gated ion channel 1-like. Gene Ontology annotation, biological process: monoatomic ion transport; transmembrane transport. Bases 1 to 1797 code for a protein of 598 amino acids. NCBI's taxonomy places the organism in Eukaryota, Viridiplantae, Streptophyta, Magnoliopsida, Fagales, Fagaceae. The record is from RefSeq and is a predicted model, not a curated record. Gene Ontology annotation, cellular component: membrane. The transcript is spliced from 6 exons. Gene Ontology annotation, molecular function: monoatomic ion channel activity.